Messenger RNA from Salvelinus fontinalis (brook trout), 5201 nucleotides. RefSeq names its product P2R1A-PPP2R2A-interacting phosphatase regulator 1-like. Bases 704 to 1372 code for a protein of 222 amino acids. NCBI's taxonomy places the organism in Eukaryota, Metazoa, Chordata, Actinopteri, Salmoniformes, Salmonidae. The transcript is spliced from 9 exons. The record is from RefSeq and is a predicted model, not a curated record. Gene Ontology annotation, molecular function: protein serine/threonine phosphatase inhibitor activity.
UAUUCUAUCUAGCCAAGGAGAGGCGCUGUAAUCACAGAUGACGAACUACCACUAAUUGUUGGAGGACUAUGUUGUAAAAUCUUUCAAUUAGUUAUAUUUCGAUAUAGUUCUAAUGUUGGGAGAUUUGGUCGAUUGCGCAAUUAACAACUUAACCGGAGGAUGCACCACUUCAACGACCCAAAACCAAAGGUUAUAUUGUUGUUGAGGACAGUGCCGUUUUAUUCUGACUGACUGGUUAGCUGCUAGCCAACAGUUGGAGUAGCUAGCUACCCAGCUAGCUAAUCUUAAAAAGUCACGUCUCCAGCUGGCCUGCUAACCUAACCUAAUUUACGUUAACAUUUAUUGUAAGGGAUAUAUCUCGCUAGUUUAGUGUUUUUCUAUGCGUUGUUUGUUUAGCCUUUGUGCAACCAUAGGAAUUGGGUGUCUGGGUGUUUUAUUAUAAGGUUAGCUUGCUAGCUAGCUACGAAUAGUCGCUUGCAGUAACUGGAGCCAAAAGUCUGACUUCAUUUAACAAAAAUGAGAUAGAAGGAAGACACCAAGUACAUUUCCCGCUGAUUUAGCGGCUCUGAAUUGGAGCGAAAGCUUUGUGUGUGAGGCCUGCAGGUCGGGCUUUCACCGAGCUAGAGUAGGGCCGUACGCCGCCUGUGAACACUCUUAGGCCAGCAGCUCGCGCUGCUAGGCUGGAGGCCGGGAAUUUCAAGAAAUGGAACGAAUGGAAGUGGACCAGUGCGCAGGCGCAACUACCGGGUGCGGAGGGGGGGCUCUUCGUAGAUCGAACAGCGCCCCCAUGAUCACAAGUGUCAGUGAUGGUAUGACAGUGUUCAGUCCAACUAGUUCAGCCCGGUAUCGGCGGAGCAGUGUCUCUGUGAAUCCCAGUUGCCCUUAUCGGGCCGUCCCCUUGUCCCCUUUCUCAUUGGGUGGUGAGAGACCAGACCACAAAAGGCAGGUUGAGAAUAUGGAGAUGACACUCAGGGGGAGUCUUCAGAGACUAAGUGCUUCCAACCUGGUCCCUCCUCCUGUCAGUCACUGGCAUGAUCAUUCAUCAGGGGGAUUCCUUUCACAGGACAGUGGUGUCACACCCAAUUCGUCCCCUAGUCCAACUCGAAGGUUUAGGGGGCCUACAGUCAGUUCUACUGUGAGAUGGCCUGCCCUGACUCCACUGAAAAGGAAAGGAGGAGUGGAGUCUGAUGGCCCGCCCAAGAAGCUGUUUGUUGCCGGGGUAACAGAACCUGCUCACCGGACUAGUUACACAGUCAGUGUGUCCCAGGCAUCUGUAGACUCUCCUACAGGUGGUGUGUCUGUGUGUGAUGCCAGUCCCCAGGGUAGUCCACUGUCCCUGUCUCCUCCCCCCUCUUACCAGCCCAACAUCUAGACACCACAACACCAGGAGCCUAUCAUAGACCAGGACUACAGUCAGCCUGUCAGGGCCCUGGAUCCCUCAACACAGCCCCACUCACCCAGUCCACCUAUCAUGGGAAUCAACUCAGUAAGCCUAUCAGAACCCUAGUUUCUACACAAUCUGCCUAUCAGGGAGCACUCCUCUCUCUCAAACCAUCAGAGCAUUGGGGAAACAUAUUCCUUGGCUCCUGAAGUAAUCAGAUCUGGAUUUGUAAUCAAGUUAAUUGAUAAUAUCUAGAUGUUAUACAAAGACUGGCACCCGUACUUUGUUAAUCAGAAGGUUGCAGGAAAUGCCCUGCUAAAGGAAGUUGGUGACCAGUGCAUUGUAAGGUAGUGUCAGGGUGAAGAGAUUGUGAUGACAAUGGGAAAGAACUUAGAAAAUCGUUUGACUAACUUCUGGGCUCACUUUUCGCUGUAGUUGACAUGUGGGUUGUGUUGUGAUAACCAAUGUCAACUAUGGUUGUAAUUUUCCUUGUUGCGAUUUUGUUUAUCCCAUAUCUAGAGGUGUUACUGGUACUGUAAAACAGAAUGAGUUCUUCCAAUAGUCAAGAAAAGGCCUUGUCUGAAGUUGUGUUCAGAGGUAACGGUGAGGGAAUGUUAUAUCCCACUGAACGGGACACAAUAGUCCAGUAUUCUUUGAUAGUCUAGAAGUUAGCACUCAAACAUGAGACAAUAAGUCACCACAGCGGACUGCCGAGCCGGUGGUGGCUCUGAGUUUGUCUAUAUGUGAAUAGUGUAUUGAUAUGUGAAUACGCGGAUAUGAGCAGGGCUGCCUUUAUGGCCCCUCACUUUCUCUGGCUGUAGGGGUUUGUACUGUAAAUAUAGAAUCCCCAAGCAAAGCUCUGCCCAGAGGUCCCUCCCAAUCCUGGUCCUUAAGGGCCCAAUCCUAAUUAUUGUUCUGCGUGGAUACUGGUAAUUCAAAAAUUUUAGCACAAAUCUGUCAUUGACAUGACAGAGCAAUUCCACUGUAUCAGAGUGACACAAACCACGUUUCCAUCCACAGUUUUUAUGCUUGUAAAGUCAUAUUGUAUAAAAAAAAAAAAUACGACAGCUGUGAUGGUAACAGGAAGUUUCAGUACAAUUUUCUAAAUGCCGACAGAUAAUUUGUUAAUUCGACAUGGUAGGAUCUUUUUUUGUCUGUAAAAUAAAUUAUGCAAGAAAUGGCUUUAUGCGCUAAUAUUGAUAUAAUAACCACAUCGAAGUAAACUUGGAGUCACACGAUGACGUGUGGUCCUCCCACUACAACUCAAGGAAACCAUGCAGUUUAUUAGGCUACAGAUGAAAUAAGUUAUGAACUUCACAGGGUGGGGAAAGUGCACGCUGCUCCUUUGUAAUAAAUAUAGAGAGUCUUAUUCUGGUGACAUGAUGAUCGAUACUUGACUGCCAUUUUGACAAAUAUAAAUAUUCUCGCUCUUAUCCAUAAUAAUCUCAUCAUGUAGAUUAACCUACCUGCAUUGUAUUGGCUAGAGCGCACAUGUCAAGACCAGAGUAGGCACAUUUGCUAUUUAACACAACUGUUUGUGACCAAAGUAUUGGUAGAGUUAAAUGUGAUGGAAACACAUUUUUAUUUUUAUUCGAUACAUGAAAACUUAAGCGAAAAAGUAUGUUUUGUGUGCACUGUCAUCACACACUGAUUAUUAUCUGCAACAAGUCAGUUUGGUGGAAACACCACCACCGUAUUUUAGAAUAUUCAAAUGAUAAUCUGUCACCAAUUGGAUGGAAACCUAGCUACAGACUCAGAUUUUUCUAUUUAAAAUGUCAAACAAAAACCAAUGAUUGCAAAGUUAAACACCAUACAACUCUAUGCACAAGGACUACUUUGAACAAUUUCACCUGAACAUUUUAUAAAAACACAUUUACUUGACGAAGGAAUCACCUCUUGACAGGUGUGUGUUCUUUAGUUAGAUAGAAAGGACCAGGACUGGGGAUCUCAGUCCUCUGGGUAGAGCGUGAUAUUACCCUUUCUCUAUAUGGGUACUUUAACAGAGGUAGUCUGUGGGGUGUUAACAUACAUUUUUUCCCAUGGAUUACAUUGCUGACUGGUCUUAUUCAAAUUCUGUAAUGUGGUAUGGUUAUACAUGCUCAGUACCCUGGUAGAUAGAUAUCAUAAGUGACAUCAAGGGCAUAUCAUGCUGUUUGGGUUGAUGUCAUUUAUGGGAAAGGUAUGUGGUUUUUAACCCCAUGACUAUGUGACCUCCAGACCUUUUGACUUGUGAAAUGUAUAGUCUAUAUAAGCUGCUUAGAGAAGUGUCUUAUACAAAAACAGAAUGUUAUCGACAGUAACUGUGUAAUACUCUUAAUUCAAAUGCCCUUUCCAGAGCUGAGUUUUACAGCAAUGGACAGAAAAUGUCUCCUUUUUGUAGACCUUCUACUUCCUAUUUUCAGUUUUGCACAGUAUUAGUUUCACAUUAUUAAUCAAUAUUGCUGUUACACGAAUGGGAUCAUAUCCUGAUUUUAAGACAUGCUGUUUCUUUGUAUAUUUCUUGCUUCAGUUGCUCGUUUCAUCAGGUUACUGUCUCUGUCCUGUCUCAGAGAAGUGCUUGGGUCAGCAAGGGUUGAGGGUCAUCUGCUGAUCUUAACCACUGAUUUUAGAUGAAGGAAUUUUGUUUUUCCUUAGUGACAAUCAGUGAAUUUGGAGGGAAAUAAAACCUCCAGUUCAAGUUAUAUUCAUGUUCACAAGACUGUAGUUAUAUUUUGACUGCAUACAUUGUUUAGAUUGACAACCAGCAUCACAGCUCCAUUUCUCGCCAAGGUGUAUGAUUGAGAUCCUUGUGUAGAUGAUCAAUCAACUCACAUUGCCAAACCCAAAUGAUUACCUUUUCAUACUCAUUGUACGACAGACUAGCUUUCAGACACAUGUAUUUGAUACUCUUUCCUAAUUAUGGGGAGAUAUCCUGUAAAUGCAUACUGAGUCAAAUGACAUGAACAUCCACAGAAGAUGCUGAUCUCUGUCUGAUAUAGCUAACUCCAUUUUAAUCUGCGGUUAACCUACAAGUAAAACUUGCAAUCAAAUGGCACUAACAUUCAAUGGUAGUUUCACCAAUCCCAUCCUUGUUGCAAAAGAUAAACUAGAGGGAAAUAAAUACAUUUGGACAUGAUCUGAAGCCAAAUAUAAAAUAUUUAAUCAAUCUGUUGAUGUUCAUUGUAGUUGACCCACAGGGUUUGCAUGCCUUAUCAGCAGUGUUUCCCAGUGUCCUGUCAUAUGAGACCACUGCCUGUAGGAGAUAGAUAUGUCACCUUGGUCAGACCCAGGCCUAGGAGACAAACAGAAGCCACGUCUGUCCGUCUCAAUUGCAAUACUUCAACCAGGAGACCAUCUGGUUGGUGCGAGUUCAGUUAAACACACUUCAUUUGUAUUGCCAUUUACUGAUUAUUUUAUUGUUUCCUUUUCAUUAUUGUUGCUGUUGUCAUUGUACAAAAUAUCACAUAAAAAAAAAGUGAACAGCCACAAUCUUAAAAAUGAUUGUUUUCCAAAUAUGACAUGUCAGUGUUAGAGGGCCCCUUUUCACCCUUUUUUAAAAAUGUUUGACUGACAAUAGAAUUAACAAAGAGAGAGAGAGGAGGAAAUAAAGAUGUUAUUGUGAGAAAGGGAAUUAAAGCACAUUGCCAGAACAUUCAGACAAGUAUUUUCAAACUGUAAAUAGCUUUGACAAGUCUCUACACAAAGAGAAGAUUGUAUUUUUAUGGAACUGUAAGCACAAGAAAGAGUGAGAAUGUACACCUUAAAUAUAAAUAUAUUGUAUUAUAUAUAUAUAUAUAUAAAUAAAAAUCAUGAUAAAAAGUCACUGUAUUAUUUUAGAAAA